GGGUUAGGGGGGGGGGGCCAGCAUCAAGCCACCCAUUUCGUGGAGCCGUCGUGGGGCCUGCAAGGGGCUUACAGCUACCCCUCGCCCAAUCCUCCAACGUGGGGUCGACGAAUUGACCCCUCACCAGACGCGCUUCCCAGUGUUUCCCACCCUGUCCUGACCGCCUCGUAACCCCUCCACGUCGUCGUGUCGUGGCCACCGCCGCCGUCGUUGUGCAACUAACUUGUCGACAACACAAUUGAAAGCAACAAAGGUCAGAAACUGCCUGCUAGCUAAAUACACAUAAAUACGUUCAGCAGUCUGCGAAAUGGCUUCCCCGUACCAAUACCCGCCGCUAGCCGAGCGCGAGCUCAAGAACACCAUCUGCCUUUUCGAUGUCGACGGCACCCUCACUCCUGCUCGACAGGACGUCUCGCCCGAGAUGCUCGACCUGCUGGCGCGGCUGCGGCAAAAGUGCGCGAUCGGGUUCGUCGGCGGCAGCGACCUGGCCAAGCAGCAGGAGCAGCUCGCCCUCUCACAAGACGUCAACGUGACGACGCUGUUCGACUUCUGCUUCAGCGAGAACGGGCUGACGGCGUUCAAGGAGGGCGCGUCGCUGGCGUCUACCAGCUUCAUCCAGUGGCUGGGCGAGGAGCCGUACAAGGAGCUCGUGCGCUUCGUGCUGCACUACCUGGCCGACCUCGACCUGCCCGUCAAGCGCGGCACCUUUGUCGAGUUCCGCAACGGCAUGGUCAACAUCUCGCCCAUCGGGCGCAACGCCUCCAACCAGGAGCGCCUCGACUUCCUCGCCUACGACAACGUGUACGGCGUGCGCAAGGCAUUCGUCGAGAAGCUGCGCGAGCGCUUUGCACACCUGGGGUUGACCUUCUCCAUCGGCGGCCAAAUCUCGUUCGACGUGUUCCCCAAGGGGUGGGACAAGACCUACUGCCUGCAGCACCUCGAGAACGAGGCGCGCAAGCCUGGCGGCGUGCAGUACACGAUGAUCCACUUCUUUGGUGACAAGACCAUGGUUGGCGGCAACGACUACGAGAUCUACUCGGACCCCCGCACCAUCGGCCACUCGGUCACGGGGCCCGACGACACCAUCGCCGAGCUCAAGGCACUGUUUGGUCUGUAAAGGGGGAAGUUUUAAAUUUUAAAAAAAGAAUUAUAUCUUUUUCAGUGCCAUACCCCCGCCUCCGUCCCGGUCAGGUCUGAAAAUAAAAGUUGAGAUUGAAAUGGUAAGUUUGGUCUAAAGAAGGGGGUGAAAAGGGGGGAGAUGAUAGAGAAGAGAAUAAACAAAACAAACAAAAAGACAUUUCCUCAUCCAUCUAGAUCAAGAGGAGGAUAAAGGAAAGAGAAAGGUCCAGGUCAAAUCUAGCAGCUAGCAUCUAGCACUCAUCCAUGCCAUAAUGAAAUACACGUUAAAAGCAGAAAGCGAG
Lasiosphaeria miniovina is the source of this 1421-nucleotide messenger RNA. Its product is annotated as eukaryotic phosphomannomutase. The coding region runs from base 308 to 1117 and encodes 269 amino acids. Gene Ontology annotation, cellular component: cytosol. The transcript is spliced from 3 exons. Lineage: Eukaryota; Fungi; Ascomycota; Sordariomycetes; Sordariales; Lasiosphaeriaceae. The record is from RefSeq and is a predicted model, not a curated record. Gene Ontology annotation, molecular function: phosphomannomutase activity. Gene Ontology annotation, biological process: GDP-mannose biosynthetic process; protein N-linked glycosylation; mannose metabolic process.